UCAGCGGCAGGACGGGCGGGCCGAGCCAAGGGGAAGCCGGAAGCAGCCGCGGCCGUCAGGAGCCAUGGCGGGUGUCAAAGCUCUGGUGGUGCUGUCCUUCAGUGGGGCGAUCGGCCUGACCUUUCUAAUGCUGGGAUGUGCCCUGGAGGACUAUGGCGUCUACUGGCCCCUGUUCGUGCUGGUCUUCCACGCUGUCUCACCCCUGCCCCACUGCAUCGCCAAGAGGGUCACCUAUGACUCCGACGCGGCCAGCAGCGCCUGCCGGGAGCUGGCCUGCUUCUUCACCACCGGGAUCGUCGUUUCUGCCUUUGGGUUUCCUGUUAUUCUGGCUCGCGUGGCUGUGAUCAAGUGGGGAGCCUGUGGCCUGGUGCUGGCGGGCAACGCAGUCAUUUUCCUGACAAUUCAAGGUUUUUUCCUCGUCUUUGGAAGAGGAGAUGAUGUUAGCUGGGAGCAGUGGUAGCACUUUGCUCCAACAGAGCCCUGUGUUCUUUAGACUUUGUCCUAUGUGUGUUUGUGCACACACGCGUUGUUUUACUAUGGUGUUUAUAUGGUGAGCUUUUAUACUUUUCUAUCAUGAUCAUUUUUAAGGAAGACUCCGCAAGUAAGAGGUUAGUUUUAUUUCCAGCAAGUAGAAGUUGAAUUAUGUCAUCUGUCUGGCUCUUCACAUGGCUGCAGUGUGCUCAGGGUAAGCGCCGUGUGUAGGCAACUGCUCAUUCGGGCAGGGCUCCCAGGGCCUAGGGAGACCGUCGGCCCCCGGUGUCCCAGGCCCGAGCCUCUCCAAACAGGGUCCACACAUCAAGGGCAGCAGCAGAACCCUGGAGCUCGGGCCUUGUUAGCAAUGCGGCACCUAAGGCCCCACUCCCGAGUGACUCGUGUGCACAUUCAUGCUUGGGAAGCUUUGCGUGGAGGAAUAAGCAGCGUCCCUGACUGCCUUGUCCUCCUUUGGCUCAACCACUUAGCCUUGCUGGGCGUCACCUGCCCCUGUGUAAGGAAAUAGCCCCCUGCCCGGGUUCAGAUGCCCUCGGUGUCUGAGAUUCACUCUGUAGUACACGGGCUGUUUGUCAGACCUGUGGCAGGUGUUCUCAGUAGGGAACAGGUGUGCUCUCCACACCUGAGAGGCAGUGGCUGCUGUCACAGUGCCAGGCACAGCAGGCAGGCCGGGCCGGGAAGAGUGCAUGGGCAAUGCUUCGUCAUUCCCCACCCCGCCCUUUCCUCGCCUGGGCCGAUGUGCUCUUUCCUCUUGAUGGCUCUGACUUCCACUUCUUAUAAAGAUGAGAGGGCAAGGGGGGAGCAGAGGGUGGAUCACUUAGUUUUACUGACAUUUUGAUGUACUUCUUAUCCUUCAUGUAAAACUUUAAGCCACCUGUAAAUGAAUCAUUAGCAGUGCAUGUCAUGUCGAGUCCUGAGAUCAUGGCUUUUCUAGCUUAUCUUCUUAUCCAAGAUCUGUUGAGAAAAGGAAAUAUGAAAAAUGGAACCACUUGAUUGGAUCACAACCAGUGACUUUAGAACGUUGGUGUGCGGCCACUGAUGUGUGCUUGGAACACAUCCAGCUUGAAGUGUGAGCCCCACGCUCCCUCCCCGGCUGGGCUGGGGCUGCGGGGACAGAGGACAGAGGACAGAGGAGCACGGCGCCUCGGAGGAUCAUGUGCAAUGCUGUGUUUUGACCCUGUGCAGGAUCUCAUGUUUUUAGGGUUCUGUUUACAUGUAGAAUUGUUCAAGUUGUUAUUCCCAAUAUUUACAUUAGAGAAAUUAUUUAGAUACUUUAUAAUUUUAAGCAGCAUUUUUAAUCAUGACACUUGGCUAUUAUUGUAUUGUAAUAAAUUUCACUUUUAACACAAAA
Heterocephalus glaber (naked mole-rat) is the source of this 1840-nucleotide messenger RNA. It is a transcript of the gene Leprot, whose product is annotated as leptin receptor overlapping transcript. The record is from RefSeq and is a predicted model, not a curated record. Gene Ontology annotation, cellular component: endosome. Lineage: Eukaryota; Metazoa; Chordata; Mammalia; Rodentia; Bathyergidae. Gene Ontology annotation, biological process: late endosome to vacuole transport via multivesicular body sorting pathway; negative regulation of growth hormone receptor signaling pathway.